Messenger RNA from Fusarium odoratissimum NRRL 54006, 708 nucleotides. RefSeq lists its product as uncharacterized. Gene Ontology annotation, biological process: positive regulation of transcription from RNA polymerase II promoter by galactose. The coding region runs from base 1 to 708 and encodes 235 amino acids. Gene Ontology annotation, cellular component: nucleus. NCBI's taxonomy places the organism in Eukaryota, Fungi, Ascomycota, Sordariomycetes, Hypocreales, Nectriaceae. The transcript has 3 exons. Gene Ontology annotation, molecular function: RNA polymerase II cis-regulatory region sequence-specific DNA binding; DNA-binding transcription factor activity, RNA polymerase II-specific. The record is from RefSeq and is a predicted model, not a curated record.
AUGGCUUGGCCUCGAAGUCUUCCUCCGCAUCUUCGCAUCUCUUCGGAUAGGUCAUCUGAAAGCACGAUAUCUCGACGACAAGCUAUACUCUGUAGGACUAGCUUUUUACACGCACGAAUUCUUCUCUUUCGGCCAAUACUUGCCAAGUUCUGUCUACCUGAACCACAACUACCAGCCACAGACACUUUGGCAGAUGACAGUCUUACGCAACGCGUGAUGCAGCAAUGCUCUAAUCUCUGCCUCAUGGCUGCGCACGAUUUAAUUGCUGUUAUAUACGCCAAUUUGGACGUUGAACCUUCCUCACCACUCCCGGCAUGGUGGUAUUGUGUCUUUUAUGUCUAUACAGCGGCCACUAUUUUGCUUGCGGCGCAAAUUAAGCCUGUCAUAGAAGAAGGCUCUGUGGCUUAUUCACGUAGUGAAUCAUGGGAUCAUGCUAUGACCAUUCUCAAGUCUUAUCAGAGGUAUGGCGAAUCAGCUCGAAGAUGCAUGGCAACACUGAAGCUCUUGUCAUCCAAAAUUUUCGAAACUACAGCUGUCCAGACAUGCAACAUCAAGUCCGGUCCCGAAUCUCAUGAAAAUUUCGUCAACAGUGACUCACUAGAAGACGAGCCGCAAGGUCCAGAGUUUGGGAUGGAAUUUGAUGUUAGUGGUUUUGCAUUUGACAUGAAUGAUAUGUCUUGGCUCGACAGUAUGGCAGGAAAUCUUUAA